UCCCCUCGUCACAUGAUCCUCCUCGGUAGGUCGGUGAGUCUGGACUGGGGUAUGGAAGACAACAUUACAGCUUAGUUUUAAAAACACAGUCCAUCAACACUGAUGUAUUAAUCUACAUAUUUAAAUUGAAUCUCAAGCAGUGACAUACCGUCGUGAAUGGAUUAUCUCGUCUCGCGAAAGGUCUGUUAUUCUCCCGUGCGGUCGCCUCCGAGGAAAUUUGACCCUCAGCUGCAGGAGGAGCGCUAUCGAGCCGAGCGUUUUUCUCCCCCGUCAUCCGAUCUGACACCAUAUCAAAUGGUUGCAGCCAUCCGCAGAAUACGGACAUAUUUCGACAGGACGCCUAGUUUUUGAUCACAUAAUGGCAGUGUUUGGCUCUCAGGUGCUUCUGGCAGUGACAAGAUCAAGGGGAUCCUACUUGCUUUCUAAAAGACACAGUUGUGCUUCCCUCCCCUUGUCCGCAUGCAUACGCUACCACUCUGAGUUCAUCAGGCGGACUACUCUCACAGACAGGUGUCCCAGACCGCUCUACCCCUGCUACACUUCCAGCUACAUCCACCCUGGUUGUGUAGCUGCUCGUCCACUCCACAGCUCUUGCGCAUUGUUGCAAGAGGUGAAGGACACUAUUGCAGGAUCUGAGCCCACCAAGGGCGACUCUGUCCCAGCUGCUUCUGGCACUCAACCACCGCCAGCAGUGCCAAAGAAGUCCCUGGGCCAGAAAAUCCUGGAUGAACUCAAGCAUUACUACCAUGGGUUCCGCCUUUUGGGAAUCGAUACAAAAAUCGCUGGCAGGAUGGUAUGGGUGUUAUUGCAUGGGCAGCAGCUCACCAGGAGGGAGAGACGGAGGCUGAUGAGAACAUGUGCUGACUUGUUUCGCCUGGUGCCCUUCGUGAUCUUUGUCAUCGUUCCCUUCAUGGAGUUUCUGCUCCCUGUUUUCCUCAAGCUCUUCCCUGAAAUGUUGCCUUCCACCUUUGAAACAGAGUCUAAGAAGGAGGAAAAACAGAAGAAGGGGCUUGCUGCUAAACUGGAGCUGGCCAAGUUCUUGCAGGAGACCAUCGCUGAGAUGGCCAGGAGGAAUAAAGCAGCAGUUGGAGAUGAAACUCAGAAGUUCUCCACUUAUGUGCAACAUGUGAGACACACUGGUGAACAGCCCAGCACUAAAGACAUUGUAAAGUUCUCCAAGCUCUUUGAGGAUGAGCUGACGCUGGAACACCUGGAGCGGCCACAGCUGGUGGCGUUGUGCAAACUGCUGGAGCUGCAGCCCAUCGGCACCAACAACCUGCUGCGUUUUCAACUCAUGAUGCAGCUGCGCACAAUCAAGGCUGACGAUGAGAUGAUCGCCACAGAGGGUGUGGUUGCAAUGACUGCAGCAGAGCUUCAGGCUGCUUGCAGGAGUCGUGGUAUGAGAUCUCUGGGUCUGACCACAGAUCAGCUCCGACAGCAGCUGCAGCAGUGGCUGGACCUGCACCUAAAAGAGAACGUCCCACCUUCACUGUUGCUGCUCUCUCGUGCAAUGUACCUGACAGACCUCACUCCUAAACCCCCAGUCAUCCCACUUGUGCCCAAACUGGAGAAAGCCACUCCUCCUGUGAAGAGUGAAGCUUCAGCCAAUGAGAACCCACUGUCGUCCUCACUGGAGGUGCUGGUGGACUCUGCUCCCGUCAUCAAAGACAGAAAAUCAGAAGAGUUGUUGGAAAAACCAAGAGUUUUGGACAUGCCAUCACCAGAAGCUCAGUUAAUACAUGCUAAAGAGGCAGAGUUGUCACAGAAAUCCAAGAUAAGUGCCAAUGGGAUCUGAGAUGGACCCCUGUUAACACAGAUACCUUGUUUUGUCUGAAAAGAAGAGGGUACAUUUCGGUCUCUUCUUCCACCACUGCUAAUUCUUUCUGAGGAAGCAUCAAAUCUCUGGAUUUCAGAGGCCUUGCUGCCCCAUCUAUUUCACAUUCAGCCAUACAAACACCUCUCAUAUGAAGCCGACAUCACCACCUCCAUUGACAUCCAUCACUUAUUUGGUCCUAAAAGACAAAGGGGAAAAUGGUUUAUGUCAUGCAAGGCUUCGAAUUUGUAAAGACAUCUCAAACAUCACUUCUGCUUGACGUGUUUACAGCUUUCUGAUCCCCUGAAGAUUUGUCUUGUUACUUCAAUUUGACUGAUUCUGUAAAUUAGCAAUGAAAAGAGCAACGGUCCAGCCAAGAAUUGCUAAAGGCACUUGCCAAACUCUUUUUGCAGAACUGCAUUGUGUAAAUUUGUAAAUAAAUUGUAAAAUACCUGCAUAUUAUAUAAGUGGUUCUGCAUUGUACAGUCGGCUGUGCCGUAUGUGUAGGCUAAAGUGCGAAAGAAGAAUUAAGGCAUAUUAUUUUAAUAUGAGGAAUGCGUAAGAUAGCAUUCUCGAUUUAGUUUGGCAUAUGAAAUGUAAAUUUCCAAGUAUGUGGGUAUUUUUUUAUUUGAAAUGUACAAAUUUCCCUUUGGCUAGGGAAUAUUAUGCACACUCCCUCAGGGGAUGCGAUUAGCGGUGUUGCAAUGGCACCAAGUCUGCCUAUGGCAGUCUCUGCAGUUCAGCACAAAUGAACGAAAAAAAAAAAAAAGGUUUCAUCAUAAAGUGUUUAUUUUAUGUGUUCAAGGUAUGCUGUGCACCCCCAUCCCUUCAUCCCCCUUUGAAUUAUUACAAACCAUUGGAGUCGUGAAAUUUACAUUUCACUUAUGACGAAAUAUACAGUGUCAAAAUUCCCCUGAACUCAAAUAAUUAUUUUUGAUUCAUGUACCUUUUGGAUUGUGAUUGCAUUUCUCAUUGCACUGGAUAAACCAAUGGGAUGGGAAUUCAUAAAAUGGCAAUAUUGUAAAGUUUUAUUUUAAAAUGAAUUGAUGAAUCCCACCACUUUAUGCUUUGCCUUCCUUUGACUCAACUGUAAAUAAUUUUUUUUUUUUCUCCCCGAUUUGGAAUGCCCAAUUUCCAAUGCCCAAAGUCCUCGUGGUGGCGUAGUGACACCUCAAUCCGGGUGGCGGAGGACAAAUCUCAGUUGCAUCAAUCCAUGCAUCUUAUCACGUGGCUUGUUGAGCACAUUACCGCGGAGACGUAGUGCGUGUGGAGGCUUCACCCUAUUCUCCGUGGCAUCCACGCAGAACUAGCCACGCUUCCCACCGAGAGCGAGAACCACACUUUAUAGCGACCACGAGGAGGUUACCCCAUGUGACUCUACCCUCCCUAGCAACUGGGCCAAUUUGGUUGCUUAGGAGACCUGGCUGGAGUCACUCAGCACACCCUGGAUUCGAACUCGUGACUCCAGGGGUGGUAGUCAGCGUUAAUACUCGCUGAACUACCCAGGUCCCUGACUCGACUGUAAUUUUUAACCAAAUUUGUUACCUCUUUAAACUACCCUGUCCUACACUCUCGUGGUGCACUAAUGUCAAGUCGAUCAAAUAUGUAAAAUUGAAUUUGAAACUGCCUCUUAUUAGGGUAAAACAGGAUACUGUCUUUUUUGGUGGUACAGUCAUGAAAUAAAGGUGCUCAUUACUGCUUCAACUCAUACCUCCUCUAAAUGUUAAAGUGUUACAAUUCCCCAUUUUUAUGUAGCUCAUAAACAAAUUGAAAAAAAAGUUUUGGUUUCCAAAAUUUGACAGAAUUUAAGAUUUCAAAUUUAUUGUUUUUUAUUAAUUGGUCAUUUUGUUUUAAAAAGAUGAAAAUACUGAUCUGGAUGUGAUCUGAAAUAGCUGAAAACUCAAAAUAUUUAAACUGACCUUGUAUAAAACUCCAUUUAAACCAGCUGAUUACCAGGAAUGCCAUCGAAGUGCUCCAUUCCUCAGAUUAGUUGUGUUCAGUUGCAGGGCUUACAGGGGUCAUAUACUGGUAGAGUACAUGCAGAACAUGAGACUGAUCAUAAGACUCCUUAACCUCUUUAGAGUCUUUGAUGGAACAACCUCACUAGUUUUGAGCUUUGAUCAUUCUGUACAUUGUGAACACUUUUGGGUGGUCGCAAGUAUGGCCCUUUAUUGUGUACAAAGUCUAAAAAUAAAAUGUAAUGACCAUACCCAGUACUUCAGUACUGAGGAACAAAUAAAUAAAUGGCAUAUAACUGUGGGAAAUAA
Molecule: messenger RNA, 4080 nt
Organism: Myxocyprinus asiaticus (Chinese sucker)
Lineage: Eukaryota; Metazoa; Chordata; Actinopteri; Cypriniformes; Catostomidae
Product: LETM1 domain-containing protein LETM2, mitochondrial-like
Exons: 11
Coding region: 359-1795 (478 amino acids)
Biological process (GO): intracellular monoatomic cation homeostasis
Cellular component (GO): mitochondrial inner membrane
Molecular function (GO): ribosome binding
Source: RefSeq, a predicted model, not a curated record